CCACCCACCUACCCAGCUAGCUCUCCGUCUCUCCCUGGGAAAGAACAGCCCAGUCAGUGUGUGAGUGCAGGCUGGGGAAAAAAUAGGAUGACAACGAGGCAGAAGAAGGUAUUCAUCGAAACUCAUCAAGAAUCAACGGACUCAAAGGCAAGUGAGAAGAACCAGGAUUAGGCCACACAGCUAAAUGGGGGAUUACAGCUUUGGAGUUCUGGUUAAAAACAACGCCUCUAACAAAUCAGUAUUCCCAGUACGGAUUCACCCGCACCUGCAGCAGCAUCCGGUUCACCACCACACGACUCCACCGAGUCCCCCCGCUUUCAUUAACAGCAAUACGCCAGCCAGCGGUGGAAAUGCAGGCUCCGCUUGGCUUUUCCCUGCCGUGACGACCCACUCUAACAUGCAAGAUGAGAUCCUGGAGUCUGACAAAUCAAAGACCCAGCAAGACGACCAAGAAGGACAAGACAAGCAGCCUCUUUCUCCGCAAGGCCACCAAGAAACGCCGAGCAUCAUAUCUGACUUGGACAACAACAUGCCGGAAGACGGGCAGCUGGAGAAGGGGACGGUUGAGAACGGCAAUGGAAAAGAAAGCCUUCGACUGGAAUCUCCAGUGCUGUCCGGUUUUGACUACCAGGAAACGACAGGGAUGGGCACUCUGGCGCAAUCCAGCAGCUCCUCCUCAUCCUCGCUGGUUGGAUUCAGCAGCUGGUCCACCGCAAUCCCUACCAACCCCUCAACCAUGAUCGAAGAGGUGGGUUUCUUCAGCCAGGCUGCCACCACCACCAACGCUCCUCCACCACUGCUGUUCCAGAACUUCUCUCAUCACACCAGCCCAGGUUUUGGCGGUAGCUUCUCCCACCAGAUCGGGCCUCUGUCCCAGCACCAUCCUCCUGCUCCUCCUCCUCCACCACCCCCUCACCCCCACUUCCAGCACCCCCACAGCCAACACCAACAGCACCGCAGGUCCCCCGCUAGCCCACACCCUCCACCCUUCAACCACCGCAAUGCUGCUUUCAACCAGCUGCCUCAUUUGGGGAACAACCUAAACAAGCCGCCGUCUCCGUGGGGCAACUACCAGAGCACGUCCUCCACUCCUUCCUCCAGCUCCUGGAGCCCAGGUGGAGGUUACGGGGGCUGGGGAGGUUCUCAGGGCCGAGAGUACAGGCGGGGUCUGAAUGGAGGAGUGACUGCGCUCAGCUCCAUCUCGCCACUAAAGAAGUCCUUCCCGAAUAACCAGGUUUCAUCCCAGAAGUAUCCUCGCAACAACACGAGCUUCAACACCAAACCCUGGAUGGAGGAUAACAUCAACCGCAAUGACAGCAUCUUUCCUUUUCAGCAGGAGCGCAGCCGGUCCUUUGAUGGCUUCAGCAUGCACUCUCUGGAGAACUCCCUGAUUGACAUUAUGAGAGCUGAGCAGGACUCUUUGAAAGGUCGCUUUGGCUUUUCUCAUCCGAGUGGAGAAGGCUCUCUGUCUGGAAACGCAAGGAAUUAUGGGAGGCGACGAGGUCACUCAUCCCUGUUCCCCAUGGAGGACGAGCGCAGUUUUGGGGAGGAUGAAAGGUCCGAUCAGGGCCUCGGUGGGCUGGGCUCUCCACACUGCUUCCCUCAUCAGAACGGGGAGCGUAUCGAGCGUUAUUCUCGCAAGGUCUUUGUUGGUGGACUCCCUCCUGAUAUAGACGAAGAUGAGAUCACUGCUAGUUUCCGCCGGUUUGGCCACUUGUUUGUGGACUGGCCUCACAAAGCAGAGAGCAAAUCCUACUUCCCACCUAAAGGUUACGCGUUCCUCCUGUUCCAGGAGGAGAGCUCUGUCCAGGCUUUGAUCGAUGCCUGUAUGGAGGAGGAGGGCAAGCUGUAUCUCUGCGUCUCCAGCCCCACAAUCAAAGAUAAACCAGUCCAGAUUCGUCCGUGGAAUCUGAAUGACAGUGAUUUUGUGAUGGAUGGCUCUCAGCCCCUCGACCCCAGGAAGACCAUCUUUGUUGGAGGAGUUCCACGACCUCUUCGAGCAGUGGAGCUGGCGAUGAUUAUGGACCGGCUGUAUGGAGGGGUGUGCUAUGCUGGCAUUGACACUGACCCUGAGCUGAAGUAUCCCAAGGGGGCUGGGCGGGUGGCCUUCUCCAACCAGCAGAGCUACAUUGCUGCUAUCAGCGCUCGCUUUGUGCAGCUGCAGCAUGGCGAGAUCGAUAAACGGGUGGAAGUGAAGCCAUAUGUUCUGGACGACCAGCUGUGUGACGAGUGUCAGGGCACACGCUGUGGGGGGAAGUUCGCCCCUUUCUUCUGUGCCAACGUCACCUGUCUGCAGUACUACUGUGAAUACUGCUGGGCAGCCAUCCACUCGCGCGCCGGGCGGGAGUUCCACAAGCCCCUGGUGAAGGAGGGCGGAGACCGGCCGCGCCACAUCUCCUUCCGCUGGAACUGACCGCGGGGGAGGCGCUGUGGGGCACAGCUGACUUAACUUGCAUACAUGCACUUUUCCUUUUUUUGCUAGUUCCUUUUUAUUUCGAUUUCAAUUUUUUUUAAGUGAAAAGAUUUAAUUUAUUCUAAGUUUUUAAUUUUUUGCAGAUGAUUAAUGAUGAUGACGAUGACGAUGAUGUUAAUGAUGACGAUGAUAAAAGAAAACAGUAUAAUCCCAAUUUCUUUUUUUUUUAUUAUUAUUAUUAUUUUUUAAUUUUGUUAUAAAUCUAAGUUGGUGCGCAUGAAAAAAACUUGAAUGCUUUAGAUUUCUACAUAUGGAUGUUUAGCCUGACUUGACUCUAAAAAAAAAAAAAUUGCUGUUUUAUUUUUAUUGUACUACUGAUGAGGCCUCACUUUUUUUCAUUGUGUUGGGUCACCUUUAGGACGUGGACAGGAUGCACUUGAAACUGGAGUGGACUACAUCCAGAGAAAGAGGCAGGAUCAUUAAAGGUGUAUGUUUCACUGUACUUGCAAAUGGUGAUGACUAGUUCUCAGACACUAAGCUCAUGUAGUUGCAUGACUAAAAAAAAAAAUACACUGAUGCAGGUCUAUUUAUUCGUUCUAGCAAAACAUACGUGGACCUUACUAGCAGGAGACCAAAUCUACUGUAUAACUAACAAAAUGCUGAACUUCUGAUUGGCUGGUUUAGCGUUAAUCGGGGUAGCGGGGUAGCCAGGCUGGGCUGAGAUAAGCUUCCAGCCUUCCUUGGAGAGGUGGGUGAUGGUACAUACCUACACUUAAGAGUUAACGCUAACCGCUGCCAUUUACAUUCACGGAAAAGCAGAACAAAAUCUGUAGAAAUAUAUGCAUUAUAUCUGUACUCACUGCUGUCACUUUGCGGUUAACUUUUUGUGGCCACUUCAACUAAAACAGUCCACUGGCCAUGUGAUCCUACUCCCUCUAUACGCCUCCUGACCCUUCAAACUCGGAAGACGGUGGCCGUGGUGCGGUCAGUGCAGCAGUAAGGUUUUCUGUGACUUAACCAACUAACUCUCGUAUUGCCUGAUCCAAAUUUGCAGACAGGCAAACCAAAGAUAAGCCUUAUAAGAGAUAUAUUAAUAUCAAAAGUCUUGACCUCUGUGAAAUCAUGGAACUGAUUGCUGUGGAAAGCAAAGAGAGGGAGAGUUGAGUGUUUUGCUUGAUUUGGUUUGAUUAUUAAAACAAACAAACAAACAAAACAAAACAAACAAACAAACAAAAAAAAACAGCUGAUAAGAUUCCUUAAGAAAUAACUGGUUAUGGCAGUAACAUUGCUCACUUGUCAGGGAAUUUGUGCUAAAAAGCUAACUUAAUAUUGUAGUACUAAUGAAGAAUUACCACGUGUUGUACUGAUUGAUAGUAUUUGAUUGCAUGACUUUUUUUCCAAGAGUUUUUGCCGUUCUGAUCGAGCAUUGUGGUAGCUGAGCACAUUUCAAAGACUUUUCUGUAAGAGAGAAACAAAUAUUAUUUUAUACAUGGUCUGCUGAUUUUUGUACUGUGUUUUCUAGAUGGUUAUUUUGUCAUUAACAUAAACAUAUGCACUACUUUUUCUAUAUAUUCUUUUUCAAAGUCAUUAUUUAGGCACAUUUUCUUUUCUCACAAAAUGGAAAGUCGUUUUGCGAUACCUCAUUUUUUUCACUUGUUGGGUAUAGAUUUUGUACCUUUGUUACAAAGAGACCUGGAUAUAAGGCAAACCUUAAGAAAAGUUAAUAUAAUUUUCGAUUAAGCUUUUUAUAUGCAUAAAUCUAUAUAUAUAAUAGCGGAAAUUUGAGGAGUAAAUAUUGAAGCGAGCAUGCCGAGAACACCUUUAAGUGUGUGGCACUUAGUAGAAUAUCUAAAUAUUUAAAUAUCUAACAUUUACUGAACUGUUCUCGAUAACGUUGAGGAUUCCUUCCCUUGUUGCUGACUGUAGGAAUAAAAUUACGAUAGGAUGCACCUUGUAUCUCAAUUAGGAAUGUUCCAUAUAGUGAAAUCUCAGUAUGUAUCAGUAAGUAUAAUCCUGAAUGGCAGACAAGCUCAUUUUUGCCAAGUAUGCAUGACCUAAGAUAAAGAUAAUGAUAAUUUGAUAUGGGUCUUGGCUUACGUUUGCAUUUUGUUAUAUUUUUUUUAUGUAACUCCUUUCAAAUCCUCCUUGUCUGACCCAACUACAGCUUCUAUUUCUUGUAUUUGAGAGAUGGCCUGGCAGAAAACAGGCUAUUUUCCGGCUACAUUCAGAAAGACGUCUUCAGAAAGACUUUCAGUAAAACCGGUACACCCCGCACUGGUUCCGGGGCUUUGAGACUUGAAUGUGAUAAUACUUGCAAAAUAACCUCGAGUUAUGUGCAAUAUUUAUAUUUUUAUUUCUUCUCUCCAGAAACAAUCUCUGCAGCAGUAUAAAUCUUCAGUUAUAUUUAACUAUAACUCUCAGUUCAGUUUUAACCCAAAUCACAUCCCUCUUUAUCACUCCUUUAUUAGUCUUUAUCAAUCCAUUAUAGCCUUCCUUUUUGUGUUCUCUGAAUUGUAUACUAAAAAUACCACUAAUAUGUGUAAAAAAAAAAAAACAAAGAAAAAAAAAGAAGAAAAGAAAAAAGGUUAUUUUUACUUUUUGUGUAUUCACAUAUUUUCCUACUUAAUUUCAUAAUUUCAUGCUACUGUGAUUAAAAUCAUUGUAAAUACUAAGUGAAAAAAAAGUGUAUUGUUAUUUUCGAUUGGAAUGUUAAACUUUGGUCAAACUUUGAACAUGGCUAUUAUCGAUUGUUAAAAAAAACGGUACACUGAUUGAUUGAUAGUUUGAAGUUUUAUUAAUCACACUUGUGCUUCAUGUCUACAGAAAUAAGAAAAAAAAAAUCAGAAUAUUCUGGGUGUAACUGCUAAUUUAAAUUGACAUAGUUUAUAAUGGUAUCAAAGGUUGUAUUUAUCAAUAGAUUUUUUUAAUAAGAAGUAUAAUUUUUUGCUAUGCCAUUUAUAAGUUUAGAUUUUUUUUUAUUAUUAUUAUUAUUUUCUAUUUUACCACCGUAUGGAAAACCGUUAUGUACAAGAAAAACAUCAUUUUAUAGUUGGGUUAGUCAUAAAUGUGCUGUUGUAGAUCAAGUGCAAUGUCUUAAUUAUUUGCAGCCGGCUAUUUAUAACAGUAGGCCUAAUUUUUAAGUAUUUGUAUUGUGAAAUGUUGAAUGAAUAAACUUAAUAGCAAGCACUGUA
Astyanax mexicanus (Mexican tetra) is the source of this 5604-nucleotide messenger RNA. RefSeq names its product cytoplasmic polyadenylation element binding protein 4a (gene cpeb4a). Gene Ontology annotation, biological process: negative regulation of cytoplasmic translation. The coding region runs from base 185 to 2413 and encodes 742 amino acids. Gene Ontology annotation, cellular component: nucleus; neuron projection; cytoplasm. The record is from RefSeq and is a predicted model, not a curated record. Gene Ontology annotation, molecular function: mRNA 3'-UTR binding; mRNA regulatory element binding translation repressor activity; translation factor activity, RNA binding. The transcript has 11 exons. NCBI's taxonomy places the organism in Eukaryota, Metazoa, Chordata, Actinopteri, Characiformes, Acestrorhamphidae.